Henningerozyma blattae CBS 6284 is the source of this 4134-nucleotide messenger RNA. RefSeq lists its product as uncharacterized. Bases 1 to 4134 code for a protein of 1377 amino acids. Gene Ontology annotation, molecular function: ABC-type xenobiotic transporter activity; ATP hydrolysis activity; ATP binding. Gene Ontology annotation, cellular component: plasma membrane. The record is from RefSeq and is a predicted model, not a curated record. Gene Ontology annotation, biological process: transmembrane transport. The transcript has a single exon. NCBI's taxonomy places the organism in Eukaryota, Fungi, Ascomycota, Saccharomycetes, Saccharomycetales, Saccharomycetaceae.
AUGGAAGACAAACUUCAAGCUUCUAUCACCAGUACAACGGUCGAUUCUAAGUCUUCAUUUGAAUUACAAGACAAUAUUAGUAAUUUCUCAAACAAACUUGAUCGUUCCAGACCAGAAACUUUUUUAAAUUCAGAUGAUAUUGAAAAAUUAACCCAAUCAACUGUUUAUCCUCAAAAAAGAUUAUUCUAUUUCUUACAUUCUAGAGAAAUACCUUCACUGCCGCAAAAUAUUGAUGAAAGAACAAUAUAUCCUAUUGAAAGGGCUAAUAUUGUGUCAAAACUUUUCUUUUGGUGGGUUUGGCCAAUUCUAACAACUGGGUAUAAGAGAACAAUUCAACCAAAUGAUUUAUAUAUUACUAAUAAGUCAAUGUCAUCAGAGACAAUAUAUGAACGAUUCCAAACUUAUUGGAAUAAAGCCAUAGAAAAAUCUAAGAAUGAAUUUUUGAAAAAAAACCCUGAUGCCACUGAAGAAGAGAUUAAAGAAGGUGUCAAGUUGAAGAGAUUCACACUCUUAAUUACUUUAGUAAAAACUUUUAAAUGGAAUUGCUUUUUUUCUGUUGUAUUUGUAAUAUUAGGGAAUGCAGCACCAGCAUUUAAUCCUUGGUUAACAAAAAACUUAACAAAUUUUGUAGAACAAAGAGGGUAUGAUACAUCAAUGAAAGUAAAUGCGGGUAUUGGAUAUUGUAUUGGUUCAACAUUACUUUUAACAUGGUUAGCAUUUUUUUUCAAUCAUUCUUACUAUUUAUCACAAAUCACAGGUAUUCAAGUGAGAUCAGUUCUUUUGAAAGCUAUUUUAAAUAAGACAACAAAAUUAUCGACAGAUUCUCAAAAAAAAUUUACGAAUGGUAAGAUUAAUACAUUUGCUACAGUAGAUGUAAAUCGUAUAGAAUAUUCUGUUUGUUUUCAACAGUUUAUGUUUGCAUAUCCUGUAAUCAUUGGGAUUUGUUUAGGGUUACUGAUUAAGAAUUUAGGAGGAAUAGCGAUGUCAGGGGUUGGUUUAUUCUUUGUUACUAUCAUUGUCGUUAUAUUCUUGUUUGGAAUUGUUAUGAAGAUGAGAUUAAAUAUCAAUCAAGUGACAGAUCAAAGAGUCUCGAUACUAAGAGAAGUCUUAAAUAAUAUUAAGAUGGUAAAGUUAUAUUGUUGGGAACAAGCAUAUGAGAAAAGUAUUAAAAAAAUUAGAAGUUUGGAAACUAGUAAAUUAACAAGAAUGGAGAUUUUAAAAAAUGUCAUCUUCUCUGUAACGUUUUCGUUACCUAAUAUUUGUUCUUUAAUGACAUUUCUAGCCCUGUUUAAGAUUCAUGGUGGAUUAAAGAACGCUGCUACGAUUUUUUCAUCAUUGUCAUUAUUUAAGAUAUUGAGUCUUCUAAGUUUUUAUAUCCCAUUAUCCUUAGGUACAGCUAUAGAUAUUGUGACUAGUUUAGAUCGUUUCCAAGAGUUUUUGGAAGCUGAAGAAUCCAAAGAAACAAGAAUAAUAAGGGAAACUAACUCUGAAAUAUAUGGAGAUAAUACGGUUGCUAUUAAGGCUUCUCAUUGCUCAUUUAGGUGGGAUACUGAAGAAAAGGAUAAUAAUGAGGAGAAAGAAUUUUCUGGAUUUCAUGAUUUAAAUUUUGAAAUUAUGAAAGGUGAAUUAAUAAUAAUUGUUGGGCCAAUUGGUAGCGGGAAGACAUCUUUGUUGAAUGCCAUAUGUGGAUUGAUGCCACAGUAUGGAAAUGAAGGUGAAUUAGAGGUUGAUGGAAGUUUAGUGUCUUGCGGUUAUCCAUGGAUUCAAAACACUACGGUAAGAGAUAAUAUUUUAUUUGGAAGUAAGUAUGAUGAAUCAAAAUUCAAACGUGUUAUUCGAAUGUGUUCUUUAGAGGAAGAUUUGGAGAAAUUAUCUGCAUAUGAUAUGACAGAAAUUGGUGAGCGUGGGGUGACAUUGUCAGGUGGUCAAAAAUCAAGAAUUAAUUUAGCAAGAAGUUUAUAUAAAGAAAAAGAUAUUUACUUAUUUGAUGAUAUUUUAAGUGCAGUGGACUCACGUGUGGGCCAAUCGAUUAUGAAGGAAUGUUUGAUGGAAGGUUUGAAAAAUAAGACCCGAGUUCUUGCUACACAUCAGUUAUCAUUGAUUGGAAAAGCUGAUCAAUUAAUUGUUCUUGGAAAUGAUGGGAAGUUUGAUAUGGGCCGUUAUGAAGAUUUGAUCAAAACUAAUGAGACUUUGAUAAACUUGAUGCAAUAUGCUAAAUUACAAGAAGAAAUACAAGAAAAAGAGGAAGUAAUAAAAGAUAAAAAUGAAAAAACAGAAACAACUAUAUCAGAAAAUUUGGAGCCCUCCCAAUUAACGACAAAAGAAGAACGUGCUUACAAUAAUAUUACAUGGUGGGUUUAUUGGGAAUAUAUCAAAGCAGGUACAGGUAAAUGGUGGUUUAUUAAUACUCCUUUAUAUUUAAUCUUUGUCAUUAGUACCACAUUUUGUUCAUUAUUUUCAUCUGUUUGGUUAUCCUAUUGGAGUGAGAUGAAGUUUGCACACCGUACCACUUCAUUUUAUAUGGGGAUGUAUUCCUUUUUCGUUUUUGGAUCUAUUGUGUUCUUAACUGGACAAUUUUCAUUAUUAUGUUAUAUUGGAUUAAGAGCUUCAAAAAGUUUAAAUUUACAAGCUGUAAACAGAGUGAUCCAUUCGCCAAUGUGGUUUAUGGAAAGCACACCGAUGGGUAGAAUAAUGAAUCGAUUUACCAAGGACACAGAGAGUUUGGAUAAUCAAAUACUUGACAAUUUAAGGUUUGUAGUAUAUCAAGCAUGCACUAUUGUUGGUAUUUCAGUAUUAUGUAUUAUUUACUUACCAUGGUUUGCCAUUGCAAUUCCUGGCUUGGGACUUAUUUUAUUUGUUGCAUGUUCACAUUAUCAAAGCAGUGCCAGAGAAAUUAAACGUUUAGAAGCUGUACAAAGAUCAUUUAUUUAUAAUCAUUUAAAUGAUGUAUUAGGGGGUGUAGACACUAUCCGUGCAUAUGGUGCUGAAGAAAGAUUUAGUUAUAAAUUGGAUUAUUUGAUUGAUAAGACAAAUGAGGCAAGUUAUUUAUAUACUGCAGUUCAAAGAUGGAUCAAUAUUGUGAUUAAUUUAGUAGGUAUUAGUUUUACACUUAUUGUAUCAUUAUUAUGUGUGACAAAAGUGUUUAAUUUAUCUGGAGCAAGUACAGGUGUUGUUUUGAGUUAUGUUUUAUUAAUUCCUGAUUUAUUAAAUAAUACAUUAACAAUGGUUACACAAACAGAAAAUGAUAUGAAUAGUGUUGAAAGAUUAGUGACUUAUGCAACAGAGUUACCACAAGAAGCAAGCCAUGGUGAAGAGGUACCAAGUAAAACUUGGCCAGAAAAUGGUGAAAUCAAAUUUGAAAAUGUAAGGUAUACACAUCGUGAUGGAUUGCCUGCCGUACUUGAUAAGUUCACUUUGAAAAUUGCAGCAGGGGAACGUGUUGGGAUAUGUGGUCGUACUGGUGCUGGUAAAUCUACUGUAUUAGGUGCAUUGUAUAGAUUACGAGAAGUUGAAAGUGGAAGAGUUAUGAUUGAUGAUGUCGAUGUAUCGAAAUUAAACUUAACUGCAUUACGUAGUAGAUUGGCAAUUAUUCCACAAGAUCCUGUGUUGUUUCAAGGUAGCGUUCGUCAUAAUUUAGAUCCGUUUGGUGAAUAUGACGAUGAUGUAUUGAAGAAUGCUUUAAUGAGAUGUACAGUUGGUAAGUUUAAUAAAACUGGAAAUGAGAGUACGGAGGGCAUUGAUACUGACGCUGAUAAUGGUUUAGUUGGUAAAUUUAGAUUGGACCAAGACGUGGAAGAAAAUGGAUGUAAUUUUUCUGUUGGCGAAAGACAAGUUCUUGCCCUAGCACGUGCUUUGAUAAGAAAUAGUUCAAUAUUAGUAUUGGAUGAAGCUACUGCAGCUGUAGAUGCAGCUACCGAUGCCCAUGUGCAACGAUUGGUAGCAGAAGCAUUUAAAGGACGUACAGUACUUUGCGUAGCACAUAGAUUGGAUACUAUACUGAAUUAUGACCGUAUUUUGGUAUUAGAGAAUGGGAAAAUUAUUGGUUUGGAUACCCCAAAGAGUCUUUUAGAUAAUAAUCCUGUAUUUCAUAGUAUGUGUAAAAGAGCUGGUAUUACCUCGGAUAAUUUUUUUUAG